UUUCGAAAAACGGGCCUUAUUCUGCACUUGUUCCAUUAUUUUCUAUUGCUUAGCUCCUACGGAUAUGGCUGUGGUCAUAGAAAAUCUACGUGAACUACUCAAUUCCAUAAAUAGCGUGCAAACUUUGGAAAAUGUGCACAUUGAGAGCUCUUCAAAUGUAAGAAUCGGCAAUGUCUCAAAUAUUAACGGCAACAUACAGAUUAUACAACGUAUUAAGAAGCGUUUGCCUGAAAUAUCACGACAAACUUCAACUGCAUCAGUAGCCACACGGGGAAAUGCAAGCGAAUCGCUCUUAACGGAGGAAAGUGAAGAACAAGAGGAGCGUGUGAAACGUGACACAUUCAUAGAUCGCAUAAAGUAUAAAAUACCAAAGGAACUUUGCGCUGUUCUACCACGGAGCACUUGGCUGGCACAGAGGCCUAUGGAAGAUUACGAUUAUAUACCGGAGCCCGUGAAUUUGGUUAUAAUUUCGCACACAGCCACAUAAAGCUCCGAGAAACAAGCUAUAAAUGUGCGGUUGAUACGUGACAUUCAGUGCUUUCACAUUGAAUCACGCGAAUGGAAUGACAGUGCUUACAAUUUUCUGGUUGGAUGUGAUGGUAAUGUGUACGAAGGACGUGGAUGGGGUGUAGUGGGCGCUAACACAAUCGGUUACAAUUCGAAAUCCGUAGAAUGCAUUAUUGGCUGUUUUAUGCGCGAAUUACCAAGUGAGCCUGCGCUGAACGCAUGCAAAAAUUUCCUCAUAAGAGGUGUGGAGGAAGGGCACUUGGCACCUGAUUAUAAGCUUAUCGCUCACUGCCAAUGCCGUUCGACCGAGAGUCCCGGUCGUAAGUUGUGGGAUCAUUUUUAUAAUAUUGGCGAAGAACUCGACAAAGAAUAG
Messenger RNA from Rhagoletis zephyria (snowberry fruit fly), 880 nucleotides. RefSeq names its product peptidoglycan-recognition protein LE-like. NCBI's taxonomy places the organism in Eukaryota, Metazoa, Arthropoda, Insecta, Diptera, Tephritidae. Gene Ontology annotation, biological process: peptidoglycan catabolic process. Gene Ontology annotation, molecular function: N-acetylmuramoyl-L-alanine amidase activity; zinc ion binding. The record is from RefSeq and is a predicted model, not a curated record.